Messenger RNA from Paramecium pentaurelia, 527 nucleotides. The record is from the annotation of a GenBank genome assembly. Lineage: Eukaryota; Ciliophora; Oligohymenophorea; Peniculida; Parameciidae.
UCAUGGUCAAGCGUCUCAUAAUUAAAUUGAUAAUUGAAGUCGGUUCUACUGUAGCCAAGUCUUUUGUUAAAGCAUAUUAAUAAAGUGCAAAAUGUAUAAAGUUAAUAAUUAGAUUAGAAUCAGGAGGAAAAGCAGGAAAUCCAUUUACAGAAUUUUUGAAUCAAACUAUGUAAGCUGCAAAUCUAACUCAUAAGCCUAUGACAAGAGAAGAAGCAUUUAAGAUACUACAAUUAGUUCCAGAAAAAACAAGUCCAGAGGAUAUUAUCAGAGUAUAUAGAAGGAUUAUAAUUUGUAGGUUUAUUGGAGAUAAUUCCAUAAGAAUGAUCCUGUGAAGGGAGGAUCAUUCUAUCUUCAAUCAAUGUUACACAAUGCAAAAUGUGAAUUAAUGAAAGACUUUGCAGAUAUUAAUGAGAAGGAAAUCUUAGACAAGAUCAAAAAAGAAGGAGAAAGUUAGAAAGGAGAUGAAGAAGGGUAGAAGGAUGAAGCAAAAGUAGAAGAGAAAAAUGAAGAAAAGAAGGAAAAUUGAA